AGAUCGUUCGCGAAUACAUGCUGUAAAUAUAUGUCGAAGAUUCAGCUUCGACCGUAAUAGGCAUUUUAAAUUUCUAGUAUUGAUUGUGUUUCUCAUUUAGACCGUAGUCUAAAAAUAAAGAUAUGUCGAAGUAUUGAAAAUAUGGAGCGGUGCAUCAAGAUUAAAAAGAUUACGUUAUAUCGCGACGAGCAUGCAACUGUAAUAAAUUGAUUUAAAAAAUUGCAAUAAAUUCUGCCGAUUCAAAAGUACGAUUACCGAAAAAGUCAUCAGUUACGUAUUUAAAUUAGUAAUCGCAUAGUCUUCUAAAUCAACUUUACGAGACGAAUGCGAUUUCAUAGAGACCUACUUCAAUUUGACUAGAUGUCCCAAGCUUUCUAAAGAGAAGAAUCAGCAAACUGUUAUACAAGAGAUUAAUAGAAUAAUGUAUUAAAGAGAACUAGGCGCUGUAAUAUAUCCGACAGAAGAUUGGCGAAAAUUUAUUUCUUGCACGAUAAGAUCAGAUUCAUGAUGUUCUGUCUGACGAUCUUGUUUCUGGGACACGUUGGUGGAAUUUUACCGCCGGCUAUUCUGGAAACGGUUCAUCACUUCUUUGCGGGAUUCCCACCGCCCAACGAUCUAGUACAGGACAAGGACGCGGCGCCCGGGCAACAUUACCUAUCUUUCGACUUCCUCGUGAUUGGAGCCGGAUCGGCGGGGUCCGUGCUUGUGAAUCGCCUGACCGAGAAUCCUGAUUGGAAUGUCCUGCUGCUCGAGGAGGGCAGGGAUGAGAUCUUUCUCACAGAUAUUCCCUUCCUGGCGUCGAUCCUUCACGUUACAGAUUAUGCCCGCGUAUACAAAGGCAAGUUGCGACCGCCAGACCCGUAUGGUCGCGGUGGGUACUGCCUCUCGAUGGUCGACGGCCGUUGCAAGGUAGUGACUGGUAGAGCGGUCGGUGGCACCUCCGUGGUGAACUUCAUGAUUUACUCAAGGGGUUCGCCGGCGGAUUACAACGGUUGGGAGGCGCUCGGAAAUCCCGGUUGGAGCUACAAGGACGUACUGCCCUAUUUCAUCAAGUCCGAGAGGUGCAGGCUGAUCGAUAGAGACGUGAGGUAUCACGGAUACAAAGGAUAUCUGGAUGUCAUGACUCCUCCUUACGCCACUCCUUUGAAGGAACGUUUCUUAAAGGCUGGUCAAGAGCUUGGUUACGAACUGAUAGAUUACAACAGCGAUAGAUUCAUCGGUUUCUCAACCGUGCAAGCAAAUUUACGAAAUGGUCACAGAGUCAGCGCCAGCAAAGCUUUCCUCAGACCAAUUCGCGACAGGACCAACUUUUAUCUGUCUAAGCUCUCAACAGUAACGAAAAUUAUUAUUAAUACGCAAACAAAAAAAGCCGAGGGCGUCCAAUUUGCGAAAGACCAUAAAAUAUAUUUUGUCUUCGCUACUAAAGAAAUUAUACUUUGCGCAGGUACUUUGGGUUCACCACAGUUACUGAUGCUCUCCGGAAUAGGUCCAAAAAAUCAUUUGACUUCAUUGGGCAUCGAUGUAAUCGAGGAUCUUCCGGUGGGAUUUAAUUUACAAGAUCAUGUGAGCAUGUCAGCUUUAACGUUUUUAGUCAACGAGAGCGUGACUAUUGUCGAGCCACGUUUGGGUUCGAAUCCAAUUAAUUUUGUGAAGUACCUGACAGAGGGAAAUGGUCCUUUGACUAUACCCGGAGGCGCCGAAGCGUUGGCUUUUGUUAACACCAAAACUAAUAAUUACAUGAAAAAAACAGAAAUGGAAAAAUCCAAAUUCAACUACAUUCAGCGUGUAAAUACACACAAGUACGACAAGCAAUAUAAUUCAGGUCGUCAUAACAUUCCUUUCGAGAAGAAAUCGGUUCGAACGAAACGACGAAUAGCUGGAGGUGUUAGCGCUAGCGUCAACCAUGAUCCACAAACAUUAAUUGCAGCAUGCCGUUAUGCUGCCAGGCGCUCUGGGGAGAAAAAUUUAUAUUCAGAGCUGGCUAAAUUAUGA
Trachymyrmex cornetzi is the source of this 1992-nucleotide messenger RNA. Its product is annotated as glucose dehydrogenase [FAD, quinone]. The coding region runs from base 505 to 1992 and encodes 495 amino acids. The record is from RefSeq and is a predicted model, not a curated record. The transcript is spliced from 4 exons. Gene Ontology annotation, molecular function: oxidoreductase activity, acting on CH-OH group of donors; flavin adenine dinucleotide binding. NCBI's taxonomy places the organism in Eukaryota, Metazoa, Arthropoda, Insecta, Hymenoptera, Formicidae.